AUGACUGGACAGUUUGUGCUGGAGAACCAGGUCAAGCAGGUCCAGACAGCCAUGGACCCCCAGCUUCCAGAAGACCACUACUCUGUGUCCAGACCCAUCUACUCCAACCCCACCGUCCAAUAGGACCACCAGGGACAAUCCCGGGAGGACAAGACCCUGAGAGAGAGGCUGAAGAGCAACUGUGGAAACUGCUCAGAUAGGCAAGUCCUGAAGGUGGUGAAAGAAAUCUUUCCUGUCUCGGACUGGCUGCCGAAAUAUCCAAUCAGAGAGUAGCUUUCCAGUGAUGUCAUCUCUGGUGUGAGCACUGGUCUGGUGUGCAGCUUGCAAGGUCUGGCGUAUGCCAUGUUAGUGACUGUGGCCCCAGUGUAUGGACUCUACUCUGCUUUCUUCCCCAUCCUCACCUACUUCCUGCUGGGCACGUCCAGGCACAUCUAUGUGGGUAGGCACCCCCUUCCCUGUCUGAUGGUGGGAUCGGUAGUGUUGACCCUUGCCCCCGAUGACCACUUCCUGCUUCCUGUGAAUAGCACCAGUGUGAAUGGAACAAGGGCUGAUGGGAUAGGGGUAGACCUGGAGGCCAUGGAGGCUUACAGGAUCAUGGUGGCCUCCACCAUGACUGUGCUGGUUGGCCUGUUCCAGGUGGUGAUGGGAUUGCUCCAGAUGGGCUUCCAGGUGCGGUACCCGUCAGACCCGCUAGUGGGAGGGUUCACCACGGUGGCCGCCUUCCACGUUCUCGUCUCCCAGGUGAAGAUCGUCCUGUCCAUGCCCACCCACAACCACAGCGGCCUCUUCUCUGUGGUGUGUACGCUCAUAGAUGUGUUUACCAACAUCAGACAGAGCAACUUAGCUGACCUGGCCGCCGGAUUGAUUACUAUUUUCGUAGUGAUGAUUGUAAAGGAGGUCAACACCCAAUUCCAGCAGAAGAUUCCCGUCCCCAUUCCUAUUGAAGUGAUUGUGACCAUGGUUGCCGCGGGGAUCUCCUACGCCACCAAACUGGAGUCCCGCUACGGCGCCAGCAUUGUGCACAGCAUCCCCAGGGGGUUCGCUCCAGCUCAACUCCCAAACACUGAGCUGUUUUGGGAUCUAGGGUGCAGCUUCUCCACAGCUGUGGUGGGUUAUGCAAUGGCUGUCUCUGUUGCAAAGGUCUAUGCUGUAAAACAUGACUACAACAUUGACGGCAAUCAGGAGCUGAUAGCGUUCGGGGUCAGUAAUGUGUUCUGUGGCUGCUUCUCCAGCUUUGUAGCCAGCACGGCCCUGUCUCGCAUUGCAGUGCAGGAGAGCACAGGAGGGAAGAGCCAGAUUUUAUCACAAGUGGGACAUGUGUAUGUAAUAGUGGUGGUACUGCAACCUUGGUUGCGUUUUGUUUUAUGCCUUCUUUCCUGCCUGUCCUGUCUCCUGGCUGUCCCGUCCUCCUCCAGUGCUUUCGUCCCGGCUACCUGCUUGGCGUCUGUGGUGCUGGGGCUGGACCUGGGGCUGCUGGCUGGCCUAGUGUUUGAGAUGGGCACUGUGGUGGUCAGGACCCAGUUUCCAGCGUGCUCCACACUUGGAAACAUACCUGGCACAGACAUAUACAGGAACAUGAAAGACUACAAGAAUAUUGCAGAAAUUCCUGGAAUUAAGAUUUUCAAGUGCAACUCCCCCAUUUACUUUGCUAAUAUUGACUACUGGAAAGAGAGCCUGAGGGCCACAGUGAGUGAUGUGAUGUCACACUUUCCCAUUUAAUCAGGACACUUUAGAAAAGCUGUGACAACAGGUCAGGUGGUCCCUGAGGUUUCCAUGGGAGUGGACAACAAGGGUUUUGAGCAUGAGCACGACAGUGGGCGGGACUCUGGACAGGUGGAGAAGGAAGAGUGGCCCACUAAAGAUGUGGAGGUGCCGGUCCAUAUUCACAGUCUGGUCCUGGACUUUUCAGCUGUGACCUUCCUGGAUGUUGUGGCUGCAAAGUGUCUGAAACUGGUCAUGAAAGAAUUCCUCCGUGUUGGAGUAAGUGUCUUCAUUGCCGGCUGUGAUGGUACUAUUGUCAGGAAAAUGGAGGCCCUGGGCUUCUUCAACAUAGCUGUGACCAGAGACGUCCUCUUCCUCACUGUUCACGAUGCCAAACUCGUGAUCAAACUCAUCAAACUCGAGGCAGACCAUGGGAACGCCCCAGAUGCAGUUGUUGAGAAGCUGUCUCUCAAUCAAGAUACCAAGGGUCCACUCCCUUUGACAGAGACAGAGAACCUGAUUGAGACCUACGACAACCAACACAGGGGAAAUUGA
Osmerus eperlanus (European smelt) is the source of this 2256-nucleotide messenger RNA. RefSeq names its product pendrin-like. NCBI's taxonomy places the organism in Eukaryota, Metazoa, Chordata, Actinopteri, Osmeriformes, Osmeridae. Gene Ontology annotation, molecular function: chloride transmembrane transporter activity; oxalate transmembrane transporter activity; bicarbonate transmembrane transporter activity. Gene Ontology annotation, biological process: transmembrane transport. The record is from RefSeq and is a predicted model, not a curated record. Gene Ontology annotation, cellular component: plasma membrane.